AUGGCGCGCCCCGGGCUGGAGCGCGCCCCGCGCCGGAGCGUCGGAGAGCUGCGCUUGCUCUUCGAGGCACGCUGCGCCGCGGUCGCCGCCUCAGCCGCAGCCGGGGAUCCCCGGGCCCGCAGGGCCAAGCGGCGAGGGGGACAAGUCCCCAACGGGCUCCCGCGGGCUGCCCCUGCCCCAGUGAUCCCGCAGCUAACCGUGACAACCGAGGAGGACGUGGCCCCGGCCAGCCCCGGGCCGCCGGAGCGGGAGGGUGACUGGCUCCCGGCGGCAGGGUCGCACCUGCAGCAGCCACGCCGCCUAUCCACCUCAUCGCUCUCCUCCACCGGCUCCUCGUCGCUGCUCGAGGACUCGGAAGACGAUCUGUUGAGCGACAGUGAGAGCCGGAGCCGCGGCAACGUGCAGCUGGAAGCCAGCGAGGACGUGGGUCAGAAAAGCCACUGGCAGAAGAUCCGUACCAUGGUGAAUCUGCCAGUCAUGAGUCCUUUCAAGAAACGCUACUCGUGGGUGCAGCUGGCAGGCCACACAGGGAGUUUCAAAGCUGCAGGCACUAGCGGCCUCAUCCUGAAGCGCAGUUCUGAGCCGGAGCACUACUGCCUGGUGCGGCUGAUGGCAGAUGUGCUGCGUGGAUGUGUGCCUGCCUUCCAUGGUGUAGUGGAGCAGGAUGGCGAAAAUUACUUGCAGUUGCAGGACCUGCUUGAUGGCUUCGAUGGACCUUGCGUGCUUGACUGCAAGAUGGGUGUCAGAACUUACCUGGAGGAGGAACUGACCAAGGCCCGAGAACGGCCCAAACUGCGGAAGGACAUGUACAAGAAGAUGCUGGCAGUGGACCCUGAGGCGCCUACUGAGGAGGAGCACGCACAGCGCGCUGUCACCAAGCCGCGUUACAUGCAAUGGCGCGAAGGCAUCAGCUCAAGCACCACGCUCGGCUUCCGCAUCGAGGGCAUCAAGAAAGCCGAUGGAUCUUGCAGCACCGACUUCAAGACUACACGAAGCCGAGAACAGGUCACUCGUGUCUUUGAGGAGUUCAUGCAAGGAGAUGCUGAAGUGCUGAGGAGGUAUCUGAACCGCCUGCAGCAGAUCCGGGACACGCUUGAAAUCUCAGAGUUCUUUAGGAGGCAUGAGGUGAUUGGCAGCUCCCUCCUCUUUGUGCAUGACCAUUGCCAUCGCGCUGGUGUGUGGCUCAUCGAUUUUGGCAAGACCACUCCCCUUCCUGAUGGCCAGAUCCUGGAUCAUCGGAGGCCCUGGGAAGAGGGCAACCGUGAAGACGGCUAUUUGCUGGGGCUGGACAAUCUCAUUGGCAUCCUGGCCAGCCUGGCUGAGAGAUGAGGCUGGGCCCUUGUCCCCACACUUGGGCUGGCUGGCCAGACAGACAAUGAACCUGUGGCUGCAUCCCCAUCAUGCAUGCCGGCAACAGAUUGGAACCCCGCUGGGCGGGCAGUUCACAUGGUCCUGCAGGACCAAGUGCCAUCCACUGAGGGGGUAUACUACCAACAUGAGGAGUUUGCCUUCACAUGAGCCCCAGCCUCCCAGAGCUGAAUGACACUAAUAUACAGGAGGGGAGGGAACACUGGGCUUCUUCCUCAGCCCAGCUCUUCUGAGGUGGCUCUAUACCUCUCCAGAGGGGCCAGAUACAGAAUUUUAUUUCACAGGUGUAGACCUACUGGUCUAACUUCCUACACUACAAUGGACACCCCUUCCUAAUAAAACUCAAAGAUGCAG
Messenger RNA from Nannospalax galili (Upper Galilee mountains blind mole rat), 1722 nucleotides. It is a transcript of the gene Itpka, whose product is annotated as inositol-trisphosphate 3-kinase A. Lineage: Eukaryota; Metazoa; Chordata; Mammalia; Rodentia; Spalacidae. Gene Ontology annotation, molecular function: inositol tetrakisphosphate kinase activity; inositol-1,4,5-trisphosphate 3-kinase activity. The record is from RefSeq and is a predicted model, not a curated record. The transcript is spliced from 8 exons. Gene Ontology annotation, biological process: inositol phosphate biosynthetic process. Gene Ontology annotation, cellular component: cytoplasm; nucleus. The coding region runs from base 1 to 1329 and encodes 442 amino acids.